CGUGGCGUCGGCUCUCGGAGUAAGAGGGUAAAGUGGGGUAUCUGGAAGGCGGAGGGGUCUCGAAGAAAGAGUGGAGAGCGAGAAAUGACUCAGAAGCAUGUCCUCCAGGUUGUGGGGUUCGUGGUGGUGUCUUGUACCCUCUCCUGGCCCUUCCUGACGAGGCGGGCGGCCGUCCCGCACCAUUGAGCUGUGCGUUUCCUACGGGGAGGCGUUGCCCGCGCCCAGGUGUAGAAGUUUAGGGGUCACUCUGGCGUGCGCUGGGUGGGUUCCCUUCCUUCAAGCGCAAGUCACGGGGAACGUGAUUAUUUGGUGAAAGGACACAAGAUCUGGAGACUGGGCUUGCACCCUCCUGUGUUUUGUUUCCCGGGAGCUACAGCUUAAUCUCUUGGCUCGAUCUCAUCUGUAAAACCAGAUGGUCCGGCUCACUAUAUAAUUUUUAAGGCCCCUGUCAGAGCUACCGUUCUGUGAUUCCUGCCUCCAGGAUCUUCUCUUUUAUCGUACUUUUGGAUGGGAAAAGAAAUGUUUUGACUAACGGACAUGUUUUAAACCUAGGUUGGGCACACGGUAGGAUUGACAGUGGGUAGAAUUUGUUUGCAAGUAAGAUUUAUGCUUAUUAGUAUUCCAAAUAGACUCAUUUUAAUUUUGUUAAAAGAUUACAAUAUCUGUAUGUUUUCUUAAUCUUAGCCCUGUGUCUUUCAUAAAUUUAAAUGUUUAGUCUUGACAUUUAAUAUUUCUCCUUGUUUCAGAGGUCACCAGAGUGUAUUAAAGUUGAUGCUUUUGAAUUUUAUGUCACCUUAUCCCUUUUGUUGGCAUUUUUAAGGUCGUCUGCACCUUCUGCCUGGGAAGAUGGUCAACGUCCUGAAAGGAGUUCUUAUAGAAUGGGCCAUCUAUAGAGAAUGUGUCUGGAGAGACAGAAAUCACAGGAAUCAAAAUGACCCUGCCAUGAAGCAGUUUCUGCUGUACUUGGAUGAGUCAAACGCCCUAGGGAAGAAGUUCAUCAUUCAAGACAUUGAUGACACUCACGUCUUUGUAAUAGCAGAGUUGGUUAAUGUCCUUCAGGAGCGAGUAGGUGAAUUAAUGGACCAGAAUGCUUUUUCUCUUACCCAGAAAUGAAACUAUUAGAUAUCGACCACUUAGCAGUUAUAAGUAACAAAUGUGAGAUAUUGUCACUGUUCGGUAUCCUGUGUGAUUGAUUAGACUUAGAGAAUUGCUUAGGAGCAUGCUAUGGGAAAGACUGUGGUAUCAUAUGUUCAGAAAGAAGCCCCUGAACUGAUUUUCUUGUUGUGUUUUUUUCAGUAUAUGUUCCCUAGAAUUAAAAAAAAAAAAGCUUUAACAGUUGGCUGUGAUUUGGCUUUUAUUAUCCUUUAUUAAAAUAUAAAUGUAAGUGGU
Diceros bicornis minor is the source of this 1389-nucleotide messenger RNA. RefSeq names its product general transcription factor IIH subunit 5 (gene GTF2H5). Lineage: Eukaryota; Metazoa; Chordata; Mammalia; Perissodactyla; Rhinocerotidae. Gene Ontology annotation, biological process: transcription initiation at RNA polymerase II promoter; transcription by RNA polymerase II; nucleotide-excision repair. The record is from RefSeq and is a predicted model, not a curated record. Gene Ontology annotation, cellular component: transcription factor TFIIH core complex; transcription factor TFIIH holo complex. The coding region runs from base 847 to 1113 and encodes 88 amino acids. The transcript has 3 exons.